UCCGCGCUUUUUAUCAGCCUCGAUAUCAUCGCGGCUAUCCUAAAACGAUCUCAUCCGAUAAGCGAUCGGUAGCUAGACGAGCACGAACCUCGCGAGAUAAGUCUCUCGGCUCAACGAUUUUCGUAUAUACAGCACAACCUUCUGCCCGCUUUUCUGCUCGAAAUUAUCCCGAAAGAAAAAACAAGGGGGCGAGAGCGAAGCACCGUAAACAAGCCAACUCGGAAAACGCAUUAUUUUCACGAGGGCCACUGCUGCAGUGUGUUUGCGUACGACAUACACACACACACAAAGUGUAUAGCCUGUUUCUCGCAUCGCGGCGGCAGCAACGUUUAUUCCGUUUUAUAAAUGGCAUAGAGAGGGAGUCGAGAGUGUAGCCGCCUGUGUGCGAGUACGAACACACGAGAGGAAUAGUCGCGGCAGUCUAGUGUGUGCGACGUAGCGCGUGAGAAACCGUCGACUUUUGUGCUGUUGCUGCUGCUGCUGCUAUCGGACGUCGAACGUUUUCUUCGCUCGCGUCUCGACGGCCACUUCGGUCGCGGACGUGCGUCGCGCCGAUUCGUCUCUCGCGCUGCAGUUUUGCUGGUGGAUUUUAGAUUUUCACGGCUGUACGCAGAUCACAGUGUUUGGACUUCUUUAUUGAGAAGAUUCGCUGCUGAAGAUUUGGGAGCGAGAGAGAUUCGUUGGGACUGUGUGGCAGCAUGUGAUGAGUGUUUUGGGCUGAUCUGGAGUUCGUUUUACGUCACAUGCUGCCGGCGAUACAAGGGAGAAUCCAAGUUUAAUCGCUGCAGCAACUACAACUACUAAGAUGGAACUACUGGUGCCGACGGUCUCGGACGUGAUCUUCAAGUACACCUGGCCGAUACCGCACUACAAGAAGACCAUCUCCAAGAAGUACAGCUUCGACAGCCCGAGCUUCGACCUGAACGUCAACGGCAUCCACAGCUCGUGGAACCUGUCCAUCAGAUUUUGGAAGGGCCCCGAAGGAAAGAGAAUAACCAACCCCGUGGUGCUAUGCCUGAACAUCUUGAACUGCAACGUGGAGGAAGUGGAGCAGGCGAAGAUUCGCUUUCAGUUCGCGGUUUUCAACGCUGACGUGAACUACUGGGAAUACUGCAACGUCAGCCGGACGAUUCUGGAGCUGCGCUCGAGCUCCGACAUAAUAUCCCUCGGCUACAGGGACCUGUCGAUCGUCGAGCGGCACCUCAAGAACAACGGCGAGCUGCGCGUCAUGGUCAAGAUACAGAUCAUACAGUGCGAGAGCGAGAAGCACAGCUUGUCACAGGACAUGGCGAAAUUGCUGAAACAUCCUCAGAUCGCGGACACGAAACUCGUUUGCUCGAUGGAGGACGAGAAAAAGACGUCGGAGAUCCCGGUGCACAGCUGCGUGAUAGCGGCCCGCAGCGACGUCCUCGCGAGCAUGAUCCGAACGAUCGAGCCAACGGUACAGGAUGAAAAAGUGGAGGAGCAGGAGAACGAUCACCCGAAUGACAACAAUAACGCCGACAUUAAGUACGAAUUAGAAUUGAUGGACUUAUCGAGAGAGGUUGUAGAAGCGUUGUUGCGUUACAUUUACACGGACCACGUCGAUAAUUUGGAUCAAUUAGCGCCUCAGAUGCUUGCUCUGGCGAUACGAUUUCGGUUACAAGGAUUGAAGGAACACUGCGAGAGAAGCUUGACCGAGACGAUAACACCCGAAAACGUGGCAUCCCGCUUGUUGCUGGCAGACGAAUACGGUUGUGACAUUCUCAAGAGAGCCGGUCUAGCUUACUGCGAAGAGAACGCCAUGAGCAUUACCAAAAACUUUGCGUGGAAAAUGAUGGAGCAGGUCAAUCCCGAGUUGUUCAACGAAGUCUGCGAGGCUGGAAUGGGAAGCUCGCGAUCCAGUAUGAACGACAGCGAAUUAAGCAAUUGAUUGUACAUAUGUAAAUCUAUUUUUUUACCAGGAUACUGAACAACGCGACUGAUUGAAUCGUAAAUACAUUUGAGCAUUUCUGAACGUGGAAUCGCAUAACUUAACGCUUAAGAGUAUAUAUUUUUCAAAAUUAUUUGUUAGAGAGAAUAAAGAAAAUUUAGAAAAUUUA
This is a messenger RNA of Nasonia vitripennis (jewel wasp), 2081 nucleotides long. RefSeq names its product BTB/POZ domain protein. The record is from RefSeq and is a predicted model, not a curated record. NCBI's taxonomy places the organism in Eukaryota, Metazoa, Arthropoda, Insecta, Hymenoptera, Pteromalidae. Gene Ontology annotation, biological process: regulation of proteolysis; proteasome-mediated ubiquitin-dependent protein catabolic process. Gene Ontology annotation, molecular function: ubiquitin protein ligase binding. The coding region runs from base 806 to 1912 and encodes 368 amino acids. Gene Ontology annotation, cellular component: nucleus; cytoplasm. The transcript has 6 exons.